GUAGGCGUACAUCUUACUUUAAACACAAAUCUGUCCGAAUAUCGAUCAAACGGAAAGUUUGAGUCAUGUGGAGGGAUGAAUUCCUAAGUCCAUUCUCACUGCUGCUCCUGGAUGGAAUAUGGAGCGCUAUCAAGUUCAAAAGAAAAUCGGUCAAGGCUCCUUUGGCCUUGUUCACUUGGCGCGAUCUAAGACUCCUCCCGCUGAUUACGUAGUGAUCAAAGAGAUCAAGCUGAGCAAAUUGAGUCGCCGUGAACGGCAUGAUGUGCAAGUGGAGGUCCAAAUCCUGGCCAACCUGCAUCAUCCCAAUGUGGUGGGCUAUGUGGAAUCCUUUGAACUGGAUUCAAUUGGGUCUUACUUUAUCGUCAUGAAGUACUGUCAAGGCGGGGAUCUGUAUUCCAAAAUCAACCGACAAAGAGGUCGCCAUUUUCCUGAAGGCUUGAUUCUGAAAUACUUCGCUCAAGUUUGUCAGGCCUUGGAUUACAUUCAUGGGCAAAAUAUCCUGCAUCGGGAUAUCAAGUCUCAGAAUAUUUUCCUCACCAGAGAAGAUGAGGUUAAAUUGGGCGAUUUUGGUAUCUCGCGCAUCCUGGAUGGAACCCACGAUUACGCGCGAACUUGCAUUGGAACACCUUACUAUCUAAGUCCUGAAGUGUGGGAGAACCGACCCUACAACAAGAAGAGUGACAUUUGGGCCCUAGGGUGCGUCCUCUAUGAGAUGACCACCCUAAAACAUGCCUUUGAAGCGGGAUGCAUGAAGAACCUGAUCUUAAAAAUCAUCCGAGGAUCGUACCCGGCCAUCCCCAAUCGAUACUCCUACGAUAUCCGGGCAUUGAUUGCGAGUAUGUUGAAAAAGAACCCCAAGGAACGACCUACUCUGGCUUCCAUUCUAAAACGAGGAUUCCUUCAAAGAUGCAAUCAAGGCCUACCAGCGCGAUCAAAUGGGAGGAAAUUGUCGCCGAGAACUAAAGCUAGACCCAAAUCAGCUCAAACCGAGGACAGACCGAGCUUCAAUUCAAAGUCUCCAUUGAAGGAAUUAGGAGGUUCCAGGAAGCCGAAAUCGCCAAACAAACGUAUUGCUAGGAUCGUUUUCAAGGAGGAUUUUCCGUUCCUGAACUUUCUUCGCGACGAACGAAAGCACGGGAACGUUAAAGGCAAGAAAACCAAGAAACACAAUAUUGAAAGCAAAACGCGUGUUCUUCAAAUUAGUACAAGUUUGGGUCAAAGAAAGACCAAAUCCCAGGAGUUGUCCAACAGAGCUCGAUUGCGGCACCAGCAACAGAAGCAAGGCAAAGCUUCCUUCGGAAAAGGAGAUCCAUUAAAAUUGACCCCUAUGCUGAAGAGUCCUGCGGGGGUGGCUAUGUGGGUGGAAUUUGGAUCCAGCAAGACGCCUCAACACAAAAAACGCUGGAAUCAUAAACCGAUUCCAGAGCCAGAUCUCCAUUCGGAAACUUUUACGGUAGAACCAAGUCAUUUGGCCACCAUCACUGAGGAACACGACAAUCGGUCUAAAUCAGGCGCAUUCAUGCGCACAAUCAAAAAAUUAAUGUGCACGCACGAGAGCAAUAUUGCGGUCAUCGAAAGUUGCACGAACCUCUUGGAGUCCGAAUCGAAUCUAUCGGAUCAGAAAUCUCAAUCGCAAUCCUUACCAAAUCUCGUUACUCCGGAUCUCCUCCAAUCUUUGGACUUGGACCAAACAGAAUCGGUCAAGGAGGGCGACGCAGUUUCAAGUGGAUUGGGCGACGGGAUCCACGGUUACCUGGAGGAACAGCGGGUAUUACUGGAACAAAAAGUGGGUGUUGGCCCGUUGUUGAAAGUCUAUAGGCUCAUUGAGGAUCUGGAGGAAUCCGAGAACGAACAAAUCGACUAUACAGACUUGAAGCAGAUCCUCGGACCAGGUCACGAAUGUUACAUUGACGAUAUCAUCCAACUUGUGGUGGCUGACAGUUUUUUUCAAUGACUAUUAAAUAAGAACAGGGAUG
Molecule: messenger RNA, 1976 nt
Organism: Tigriopus californicus
Lineage: Eukaryota; Metazoa; Arthropoda; Copepoda; Harpacticoida; Harpacticidae
Product: serine/threonine-protein kinase Nek1-like
Exons: 6
Coding region: 119-1954 (611 amino acids)
Biological process (GO): protein phosphorylation
Molecular function (GO): ATP binding; protein kinase activity
Source: RefSeq, a predicted model, not a curated record